Messenger RNA from Mobula hypostoma (lesser devil ray), 4343 nucleotides. Its product is annotated as heparan sulfate glucosamine 3-O-sulfotransferase 5. The transcript has 4 exons. The coding region runs from base 290 to 1321 and encodes 343 amino acids. Lineage: Eukaryota; Metazoa; Chordata; Chondrichthyes; Myliobatiformes; Myliobatidae. The record is from RefSeq and is a predicted model, not a curated record. Gene Ontology annotation, molecular function: [heparan sulfate]-glucosamine 3-sulfotransferase activity.
CGACGUUGUAACUCUUAAAGGAGGCAUUUGGUGCAAAAGGCAAUGUAUCGAGAGUUGUAAAAUUAGAAGUACUUAACCUGAGCAUGGUAACAGGUCCCUCCUACCCAAUGAGCCCAUGACACCCAGUUACACCCAUGUGACCAACGAACCUACUAACCAUACGCUUGUCGAGUCAUUUCCUACAACAACCUGGCAUCCUCUCGCCGCAGUGGGGCCUGGAUUGGAGUGGUGCUUUUACUGUCUGGUCACUGCAGGCUGAAGAAGCAGUCUUGAAGAUUGAUGGAGGGCCAUGCUAUUCAAACAGCAGGCGUUGCUGAGACAGAAGCUCUUGUUGCUGGGCAGCCUUGCUGUUGGAAGUCUCUUAUACAUAGUCGCCAGAGUUGGGAACUUGGAUAGACUCCAGCCUGCGUGUCCCAUUGAAGAUCAGUUUGGGGACCAAGACCAGAUCAUGCUCCGUGCUCUGCAGUACAAGCGUGGCUCAUCAUAUGACCUGCGCAAAGGCAACACGACAAAGGAACAGAUCAGGCUGCAAAACACGGUGCAACAACUCCCUCAGGCCAUUAUUAUCGGCGUUCGCAAGGGCGGAACUCGUGCCCUGCUUGAGAUGCUCAACCUGCACCCGGCGGUGGUCAAAGCAUCGCAAGAGAUACACUUCUUUGACAACGACGGAAACUACGCUAAGGGUAUCGAGUGGUAUAGGAAAAAAAUGCCCUUUUCCUACCCUUACCAGAUCACCAUUGAGAAAAGUCCAGCAUACUUCAUCACCGAGGAAGUCCCUGAGAGGAUCUACAAGAUGAACUCGUCCAUCAAGCUGCUGAUCAUUGUGCGUGAGCCAACAACUCGAGCCAUCUCAGAUUACACGCAGGUCUUGGAGGGAAAGGAAAGGAAGAAUAAAACUUACUACAAGUUUGAAAAGCUCGCAAUUGACCCCAGCACCUGUGAGGUAAACACUAAAUAUAAAGCUGUGAGAACUAGCAUAUAUACUAAGCAUCUGGAGAGAUGGCUCAAGUUCUUCCCCAUUGAACAGUUCCACAUUGUGGAUGGUGAUCGUCUCAUAACUGAGCCAUUGCCUGAACUCCAGUUGGUGGAGAAGUUUCUCAAUCUAACGCCCAGGAUAAGCCAAUACAACUUGUACUUUAACUCCACACGAGGCUUCUACUGUCUGCGGUUUAACAUUGUAUUUAAUAAAUGUCUGGCAGGCAGCAAGGGACGGAUACACCCCGAAGUGGACUCACUGGUCGUUAAUAAGCUGCACAAGUUUUUUCAUCCAUUCAAUCAGAAGUUUUAUCAAAUCACCGGAAGGUCAUUCAGUUGGCCAUAAGAAAAAAUGAGCCUUGCGACACUGGGUGUUGAUGUAAAGCAAAUAUUGUCAAGUGAUAUCCAAUACUUUCAACUGUUGACAUAUAACAGUACUCAAAUGUUCCAGCAGAUGGGUUGAUGUGUAGCUGAUGAUAAAAGAAUUUGUUAUCAAUAAGACAUACUAAAAAAAUUAUGUUUUAGGAUUUUAUAUUUUCUUCCAUUUGACUAUUUUGCUAAUAGGUUAAUAUGAGUGUAAAGCAGAGAACACUGUUUUAUUAUCAUAUCUACUGUUUUCUUAUAAAUGUGGCAAAGGGAACAAAAUGGAUUAUUAAGUUUAUUUUUUAGAAAUCUGCUGCUAAAUCAAAUAGGCAGUAAUAAAUAGAUCACAGCCUACCUUAAGAAUAGAUUAAUGGUUAUCAUUAUCUUUUAAUCUGCAUGUGUGUUGUUUGUCACUUUGUCCAAUUUGAGACAACACAGUCCAGUUUUCCAAAAAGAUCCCUGGAUAUUUCCCAAAUAUAAGAUCUGCCUCUAACUUCCCGUGUCUGAUAGUUUAAAGCAGGGGUUCCCAAUCUUUCCAAUACCAUGAACCCCUAUCGUUAACCGAGGGGUCUGUGGGCCUCAGGUUAGGAACCCCUGUUUUAGAGGCAUUAGUCACCAAGAUCUUUGACAUUUUCAUUUUAUCCUCAAAAUCAGAGCAAACUUUGGAAUCCUUUGGUCCUGAUUUCAUCAAUUCCAUUGCCCUAUUCUGUCCCCUGCAACUGGAGAUAGAAGAAGAUGGCAACCUAGUACACACUGGUGUAACGUGAACAAAGUCACCGGAGAGACACUGAAGAUAUAAAAGUGUUUUAUUCAACAAAAACAAGCAGCACGCAUCAAAUAGAGACCCUCAUGGAGGAAGAUGCCUCUCAAUCUAAUAUUACAUGACAUUUUUAUAUGCUGAAGAUCAAAGGUAACAGCAAGACAGUUCUAUAGUUAUAAUGUAUCUACAAUACUUCCUUUGAAUUGCAUAGAGUUUUCACAUACCUCCUGCUUUGCACCCACACUCCAGACAUCCAAAUGAAUGUUAAUCAGCAUUUUCUGGCUUGCAGUCAACUGCAAUCUACAGUUCCAGGAAAGCUAUUGUUCAGGGCUAUAAUCCACGUUCAUGUCUGACAAUUGGUUGCUGGUACAAUUAAUAUUUGCGAUAUAACCUAACUCCAGAAUAUGUCCUAACAACACCACAGGAGAAACUCCUAAAUUCAGUAACAGGAUCUGAUAGCUUGUUUGUAUUUGUUAUUGUUUGUCCUGUAUUUGUCUCCGUGAGGAAAGGGCUCCUCAUGUAGCUUAUCACUAUCACUAGUGCAUGCUGUGAAGCUUUUUCAUCAAUCUUUCUCCAGUUUUGACAGAUUGUAGUGACCUACAGUUUGAAGUUACUAUGAAUUCACUGCACAGGUCCGACAUAUUUGACAUCGAAGUAAAUGUACAGCCACUUACUCUUGUAGAAGAAAAUUCCUAAGCUAAAGAACCAGAAACUACUGGAAAUGCCCAGCAGGUUAGGCUAUGUCUGACGGAAGAGAAACAGGGCUGACGUUCCAGGUAGACGUCAUCAGAAGUGUCAUUUAAGUGAAAAGAGAGUGGGCCAGUGGAGAGAGGAUAAUGGAAGAAAUACGUCUGGUGGGACAAGAGCAGGCUGAAAUACCAGGCAGUCCUGUUUGUGGAUUUUGGGCAGGAGGUAGAAGCAGGCUUUGGGGAACUAGGUCACUACAAGACUUGAGGCAGUGGAGGGAAGAUCGCCUGAUAAAGUGAGGUCCAUGAUUGUCUGGGAGACCAUUGUCCGAUGUAAAAUGUUGGGGUCAUGAUCCAAAGGAAGGUAUGACAAGUGUCCGAGAGCUAAUGUGUGUCCUCUGUGAAAUAGAGGUCAGUUCACCAUACUACAAUAGCACCACUCUGUCAACUGAUUUAAUGAUGAUAUUAGGGUUGUUCUUGGUGAAUGGUGUGCUGCAAGUUCAGAAGGGGGAAGUUUAGAGUGCAAAAAAAAUCCUAUACAUAGUGCUAACAAGAAAUGUGUAAAAUGUAAAUAACUGGAUUAAUUAGACCUGCUAAGAUCUAAAGGACAAUAACUUUAAUCACAAUUUUGUCUUUAAAUAAAUUAUUUCCCAAGUAAAAUUUCAAUCUGUUCAUCUGUAAUUAAUUUGACCAUGAAAAUAAGGGCUGCAACUGUUCAUUCAAGAAGACAGCCACAUUUUACAGGAGUCACCACUACUACAAGAUAGAAAAGCAAACCUAAUCGUAAGAGUUGUCAAUAAGUUCAUUAUUAAAAAAUGAACAAAACAGAUGGAGUAACACACACAAAAUGUUGGAGGAACUCAGCAGGCCAGGCAGCACCUAUGGAAAAAGAGUAUAGUUGACGUUUUGGGCCGAGACCCUUCAGUAGGACUGGAGAAAAAGAUGAGGAAUCAGAGUUAAAAGAGAGGGGAGGAAGAAACACAAGGUGAUAGCUGAAACUAGGAGGAGGAGGGGAUGAAGUAAAGAGCUGGGAAGUAGAUUGAUGAAAGAGACAGGGCUGGAGAAGGGGGAAUGUAAUAGGAGAGGACAGAAGGCCAUGAAAAAAAAAGGGAGAGGAACACCAGAAGGUGGCAAUGGUCAGGCAAGGAGAUAAGGUGAAAGAGGCAAAAGGGGAUGGGGAAUAGAGAAGAAGGAGGCAUUCCCAAAAGUUUGAAAAAUCGAUGCUCAUGCCAUCUGUUUGGAGGCGACCCAGACGGAAUAUAAGAUGUUGCUCCUCCAACCUGAGUGUGACCUCAUCGCGACUGUAGAGGAGGCCAAGGAUGGACAUAUCAGAAUGGGAAUGAGACGUGGAAUUAAAAUGGGUGGCCACUGGGAGAUCCCAGUUUUUCUGGAGGAUGGAGUGUAGGUGCUUAGUGAAGCGGUCUCCCAAUCUACGUUGGGUCUCAUCGAUAUACAAGAGGCCAUCUGGGAGCACUGGAUAUAGUAGAUGAGCCCAGCAGACUCACAGGUGAAGUGUUGUCUCACCUAGAAGGACUGUUUGGGGCCCUGAAUGGUAGUGA